Aspergillus wentii DTO 134E9 is the source of this 2010-nucleotide messenger RNA. Its product is annotated as phosphatidylserine decarboxylase family protein. The transcript has a single exon. Gene Ontology annotation, molecular function: phosphatidylserine decarboxylase activity. Gene Ontology annotation, biological process: phosphatidylethanolamine biosynthetic process. The record is from RefSeq and is a predicted model, not a curated record. The coding region runs from base 495 to 1862 and encodes 455 amino acids. NCBI's taxonomy places the organism in Eukaryota, Fungi, Ascomycota, Eurotiomycetes, Eurotiales, Aspergillaceae. Gene Ontology annotation, cellular component: mitochondrion.
CGGGGCUUACCAUGGUCCAGGUGUUCGAGACAAUCUGAUUUUCGAUGAGCAACCUAAUCGGCUAGUUCGUGGUAGUGAUGCUGAUCGGCGAACGAUGGAGGCAAUCAGCUCCACCAGUCCGUGCUGUUCCGUCGCAGUGUUGCACUGGCGAUGCCCUUUUAUGAUGCACCGCUGAUUCAGUCAGGAUGGAAUGCAGUAAUAAAAAGAGACACCCUGUCACCGACUUAGCUGACUUAAUAAAUGCCGCAACAGUGCAUUCUGAAAUAAACCUGAAUUUCCAUGACUAACCGAAACGACGAUCUCUCCACAUCGAGGCCGCUGCUGCAUGCCACCAUUCCCAAUCGACGCACUGUGGAACUGGGCUGAAAAGCGCCAUUUCAGCUCCCUGCGUUUUCAGCUGCAGCCAGCCACGGCCGAAAUGACGCGAUCAAGGGGUUCAAAAGUAGCGCAGGCCCAGUUAAUCAGCUUGGUUUUUCUCGUCAACCUGUGCCAAAAUGGCUGCCCCAGCCACUUCGUACGCGCGCCUGGAGAACUGGCUGCCGAGAAACCACAACUUCAUCACGGACUGGUUAGCAGAGCUGAAUGACGAAAUCGAUCAAGUGGAGGAUGAUGGAUUCGACGUGGUUUUCCACCCGUGUAUCGAGAAAUUCGAAAAGCUCAUCGAGGGCGACGCGGUCCUGCGCAUGCUGGCGUCGGCCAUGUUUACGGAAGUGCCGAACAAACGGCCUUAUCUGAGGGAUCCAACUGCCCACCGACAGGUCCACGAUUAUCACCACAUGCUGGUGCUGUUUAAUCGCAUUCUCACCAAAGCGCCAGAGUGGACGACCAGGGCGUAUGGCAUUGGUCUGGUGGGAUUUCCCUUCAACGCGAUCAUCGACUGGCCCAUGGCGACACCGAGUGGGUAUGCAUUUUUCCUGAACAAACAAGUCAAUAUGCACCUCAAGGAAAUCCUCACCGUCUGGAAGAACUUUUUGCACACUGAAGCGUCGGCCGAUGUCGUGUCCAGCAAUAACUGGCUGAGCCCAGAGGCAAAGGGCUUCCUGACCGACGACGCCAAUCUGACGCCAGGAAAGACAUACACCUUUGAAGAACUCUACGUCUGCGAUCCAAGCAAGCCUCACUAUGGCUGGAAAUCCUGGGACGACUUUUUCAUCCGCCUCUUUCGACCGGGAAUCCGCCCGAUUGCCUAUCCGGACGACAAGAAGUUCCGCGGUCUCGACCCAACAUCCGUCGUGGUCAACGCGUGCGAAUCCAAGCCCUACGCUCUCAAAAAGAACGUCAAAGAAUACGACCGUUUCUGGCUGAAGGGCCAAGAGUACUCUCUGUACGAAAUCUUCUCUCCAAGCCCACUGGCACAUUUUGCGCCUUCUUUCGUCGGGGGCACUGUCUAUCAGGCCUUCCUCAGCCCAACGACAUAUCACCGCUGGCACGCCCCAGUCUCGGGCACCGUCCUCGCAACCACCGUCAUCGACGGCACAUACUACUCCGAGCCCACAUUCACUGGCUUCGCACAAACAUCAACACCAGACCCUGCAUCGCCAGAUUUCUGCCAGGGAUAUCUAGCGCAGGUUGCGACGAGAGCUAUCCUCGUUAUCAAAGCCGACAACAAAGACCUGGGACUGGUGUGUUUCGUGCCGAUUGGAAUGGCUGAAGUAUCCUCGUGCGAGUUUGGCAAGGACAUCGUACCCGGUGCCCAUAUCACCAAGGGCCAGGAGACGGGCAUGUUCCAUCACGGUGGAUCGACGUACUGUCUAAUUUUCCAGGGCCAUGUGAAGCUGGAUUGGGUAAAGGGUGCUCUUCCGGGUGGUGCAGAGGAUAGAAAGAACCAGCCAUUGAACAGUGCUUUGGCCUUUGUUCGAUAGACUAAUUGAUGAUGUUAUUAGACCAUGUUUAGCGAAUGUGUGACCUAGCCAUGACCUGAUGAAUAAAAGCUAUUUACUAUUCUUAUGAAAUCCAUAUUAACUCAAUAUCAGCUAAACAGCUACCGAGGCCUCCCUAAAGCCAGCCGUG